This is a messenger RNA of Arabidopsis lyrata subsp. lyrata, 3502 nucleotides long. RefSeq lists its product as uncharacterized. Gene Ontology annotation, molecular function: hydrolase activity, acting on ester bonds. The record is from RefSeq and is a predicted model, not a curated record. Lineage: Eukaryota; Viridiplantae; Streptophyta; Magnoliopsida; Brassicales; Brassicaceae.
AUGGGCACGAAGCGGAUAUCCGGAAAAUUUAGGAUAUUCGUUAUUCGAUUCGUUUAAACCGAAUACUUGAUUUUGUGAUUUGCUUUGAUCCAAAAAUUUCCGGAUAUUCGGAAUAUCGAAUAUCCGGAUUUUUUUGUGAUAUUUGCGAAUAUCCGCUUUGAUACUUCUGCACCUAUUAAAACCCUGAAAAGCUAAGCGUUCGCGUAUAAAACUACGAAGAAAAAGAUAAAAUUUGGAAAAAAGAAAUCGUCGGAGGAUUUCAACUUUUUAUUUUUAAGGGAUAUUAAUUUUUAUUUUAUAAUAAAUUUCACUUCACUAAUAAAAACUAUUAAAUUAUGUCACAAACAAAGGUCCGAAAGAUAAAAAAUGAGUUUACAAAAUACAAGUAAAAAUAUAUAUUAUGAUAUAUAUAUAUAUAUAUUUUUUUUAUUUAUCGAAAAUUAUGGAUCGAAGCGGAUAUCCGACUUUUAGAAAAACAAUAUUUGUUAUUUGCUCCGGUUUUUACGAAUACUACGUUUUCCUAUUUGCUUUGCUUCAAAAUUUUACGGAUAUUCGGAUUUUUCGAAUCGAAUCAAAAUGAAUAUCGAAUGGAAGCGGAUCUAACGAAUAUUUUGCCCAGGUCUAGUUUACAUCCACAGAAAACGGAGACACGCGCUCAACUCGCGAGUGGUGAGAGUGGGCGUGAAAUCGCGCGAUGGGUGAGAGAGGGGUGUGACAUGGAGCCAUCUGAUUGGCUAAUAUAAUGAAAAUAGUAGAGAUGUAGCUCCUACCUUCCUAUGAUAAUAUUUAUUACUUCACUUUUUGUUCACAAGAAAGAAGCUAAUGAAUUAUGAAAAUUACUACUUCCGUCAAACAAAAGAUAGUCAGAUGAUUAGAAAAAACUUUUAGACAAAUUUUGAGCUUGUUUGUAUUAUUUGCCAGCUGAGAAUGUAAUUAAGAUUUCUUCAAUCUCAUGAAAGUUGGUGUUUUUAGAUACAAUUGAGACUCUUAUUCUGAGGUUUUUGGGUUCUUUUGAAAUCCUUUGAUGUCACCAAAAAUAUUUUGUGAAUUUUGUAUGCUGGCAAAGUUUCAUUCAACAAUUCUGUGUUCAUAGAGGAUUCAAAAACAACUUUUUGGAAAGUGAUUUUGACAAUACUUUUUUUUAACUCUCUUGAUAACAUCACUUCAUUGACCACUGUGGUUUCAAAAGGGAUUGCUCACACACUGUUUUGUUUUUUUGUAUUUUUUUCAUUGUUACAGCAUCUGAAUAAUCUUCCAUCUCGUUUUAAGAAAACAGAGUUUUUGAUUUCUUCAGUCCUCUGUUCUUGAGAGGUCGCCUGGGUGGUGACUAAUCGCUGAAAUAGCCAACCAUAUACAUUCAGAAAACUGCCAUUAGAAAUCCACAAGGACAACCUAUGACUGCAGCUUUCCAUCAAAACACUGUUUCCUCUUUAUCUUCCUCUGGCUGCUUGGUCUGUGUAGAGCAUGGUUCUUGGAUUUGCAUUCCACAUAGUUUGUUGUUGUUCGCGUAAGUGUUUGGAUCGUUCAAUCUGUCUAGCUGAGGACUCUCAGGGAUUCUACCUGUAAGUUUGUUGUUUUUCAACUCCGAUACAUUCAGCUUGCUGAGCUUGGAAAGUGUCUGCGGGAUUUCGCCUGAGAGGUUGUUGUGUGAAAGGUCUAAGAUCUCUACCUUCUCAAGAUUUCCAAAACUUUGUGGGAUCAAUCCAGAGAUGUCGUUGUAUGAGAGGUUAAAAGCUUUCAGCUUUUGAGAUUGCCUAAAGAAUAUGGAACUUCUCCGAAUAGCUUGUUCUAGGAGAGUUCUAUCAGAGUGUAGAGGUAGAGGUUUCUGUUGGCAAGACCAUGUUUUGAAUUCUUCCAGUUCACUGAUAAGUUGUGUAUUUCGAUAGUGAAGUUGUACUUGAAAGGCAAAGGCGAAGACGAGCUCGGGAGAGAUUAUUUCAUGCUUCUGAGAUUCCCAAGAGAUGAAGGGAGAAAUCCAUCAAGAUUGUUCUCAGAGAGAUCCAAUACCUUGAUCCUGAGAAGUUGUUUUCAGUCAGCAUCAAUGUCAUGACCCAUGUUUCUCCUAACAUAUCAGGAAUCUGACCAGAGAAGUUGUUUCUUGAUAGCGCAAGAACCGAUAAGCUUAUAGACUGAAACAAACUAGGAGGCAAUGAACCUGAGAGUCUGUAGUCUGAAAAAAUUAUGGUUUCGAUUUUUAGAUCAGCCAACCAUUGGGGAAAACUUCCUUCAAGUUUGUUCAUGCUCAGAUCCAGGAAAAGAAGAGCUGUUUGAUUCUUGAGCCAAUCCGGAAUUUUUCCUUCUAAAUCACAAGAUCUAAGUGACAGAUGUGUUAACUUAGACUGUGCAUAGAGAGAGCCAUUCUUGUUCUAUUGGAGUUUGUUUCCUCCUAACCGCAAUAUCUUCAGCUUCUGAAGACCAAACAGCCAUGUGGGAAUCUCACCUGACAAGCCAUUGUUAUUCUCAAGCUCAAGGGUUUCAAGAUUUGUCAGAUUCUGAAUGGACAAUGGAAUUCCACCAGACAACUUGUUCAAGCUCAAAGACAGAGUUGAUAUAUUGACUAACUUGCCAAUACCGUCGGGAAUCUCAAAAGACAAUGAGUUGUUCUGGAGAUCUAAUGUUUCAUGCUUCGUCAACUGUGAUACAGACAAUGGAGUUGUUUGAUGCUCAUUGUCACCUCCAAGACAAGAGGGUCAUGACGAAGCCUCUCAGCUCAUAUCUGCUGCUUUAGCUGUCGGUGUUACCAAUUUCGCAGUCGAUGGAACCUCCGAGCAAAAUUGGGACUUGGUGACAGGGAUGGGAGAGACGUAUCCUUCUGUUGUUCCUUGCUUUGGACUUCAUCCUUGGUAAUGUAGACGUAUCCUUUUCUUUUCUAUGUUUUUGGUUUGCAGGUUUAUUGCUAAUAGAAGCCCUCAUUGGUUUAACACAUUGAAGAAGUUCUUUGAGAACCCUACUGCUGCUGUUGGAGAAAUUGGUUUAGACAAAGGUCCCUUAGCAGGAGGAAUUGAUUACUCGGACCAGCUAGUCGUGUUUCGCCCACAGCUUGAACUUUCAAAAGAACUAAACUAACCAGUAGCAGUUCAUUGCAUCGAUGCAUUCUAUGAUCUCCUAGAGAUAAUGAGAUCCGUAGGGCCUUUUCUUGCUGGUGUGAUUCUUCAUUCAUUCAAUGGUUCAGCUGAAGUUGUUCCUAAACCCAAUUAGCUUGGUGCAUACUUCUCUUUCUCUGGCUGGUUCACUUACAUUGGUGAGAAAAUUGCGAAGAAGACUUUGAAAUCGGUUUAAGAUCAAAGAGACAAAAGAACAAUCGUCUUCUGCUUCUACUGUUGUGUGUUAUUACUUGGAUAAGAAAAACUCAUUCAAUACCAAAAUUAUGUUGUUAUCUGUUGCUUACUUGGUAGAAGUUGUAACAAUGUAUCUUCUUCUUAUUGACUUGUGUAAACCAGUUAUGUUGUUUGAUUUUUUCGAUAGUUUACAUUUUCUCUUUUAAAUCCCCUUUCUGAGGAGA